AUGGACACAGCAGACCUAUUCAGACAAGCCUUAGGCUCUGUCAAUAGAGCUCGCGAUGCGAAGUCCCUUCACGCAAGAGAGAGCUCGCAUGAAAGCGAGGAUAGUUCACCGAGGAUCGCACAUACCUUGACUGCCUGCUGCAGAUGCCGCCAGAGGAAAACAAGAUGUGAUCCCAAUUUACCACGAUGCUUGCCUUGCGAGCGUGCGGGGGCAGUAUGCGAGUACUUCGAUACAACGAAAGGCAAGAAAAUCCCUAGGACAUAUGUGAUAAAAUUGCAAGAAAAAGUUCGGGCACUUGAGAUGGAACUUAGUCAAUUGGUCGAAGAAGAGGGGAAUCCCCCCGACUCGGAAGAUAUUUGGCAUUGCGAUGACUCGGAUAGUGAUGGAGGAAGCCAAAAAUACACAGAUACCAGGAGUAUACGAGAGCUCGUGCCUGAAGUGCGGCAACGUCGAACUCCUGCACAGUCGCCAGAUAUAGCCUCGGAAAGAAAGAAAUCUUAUCCUAUGAUAUCUGCUGUACCGGCGCCAACAUUACCAAGUCGCUUAGUGACCGAUAAGUUGGUGGAGGUAUUUAAUCAGAAAGCCCAGUAUAUGCUCCCUACUCUACACGAGCCUACGUUCGCCAAGAAUCUUCAAGAAGUUUAUGAUGGAGAUAACGAUCCAUAUAAGAAUUUCGUCCUUCGCAUGGUUCUAGCUAUAAGCAUGCAAAAGCUGGACAUGCAGUAUGCAGGCCUUGCUGAUAGCUAUUAUUUGGCUGCUAUGGGAUACAUUGAAGAUGUUAUAAGAGCGAAAGACAUCAAGACGCUACAGUGCCUUGUUCUAAUCGCGCAAUAUUCUAUGCUUACUCCCACUCGCACUGCUAUAUACUAUAUUGUUGGGCUUGCUACGAGACUGUGUCAACAGUUAGGUCUAGCGGAAGAAAAGACCAUUACUCAAGGGGUAUCUAUUGGUCUAGUUGAUCCUCUACAGCUCGAUAUGCGGCGAAGGCUCGCUUGGAUUGUUCUAUCUAUGGAGCUUGGUUUAGCGCAGUCAAUGGGUAGACCGAAUGCUUUCGCAAUUGGGAGAGACCAUUUGGACAUACAGUUUUUCCAAACAGUAGAUGAUGAGUACAUAACUGCUGAUGGUAUUCUUCCUGGUCCCAUGUCAGAUAAGAAGCGGUUAGCCAUCCACUUCUUUCGAAUGAGACUGUUGCAAGCAGAGAUCCGGAGAACGCUUUAUUUGCGAAAAAGAAACGAGCCGAAGAAUGAGGAGCAUCCUUGGUAUGCCCAGAUGCUUCAGAAACUGGGAGAUUGGCUCGAGGCGUCUCCUGAAAAGCCGGCAUGGAGUAAAACCUGGUUCAACGGGAGGUACAAUACAAUGAUAAUCUUCUUGUUUCGUCCUUCGCCUCAAGUUCCCCAGCCGUCCUAUCAUUCUGCGAUAAUGUGUUAUGAUGCAGCUUCAAGUAAUAUCAGGACGCAAAGCGAUCAAAUAAAAACUGCCAUGAUAGAUUUGACAUGGCCAUUUCUCCUAUCGCUAUUCAUGGCCAUAAACACAGUACUAUGGUCUAUUUCGUAUUCUGAAGUUCGCGCUCUUCACACAAAGGAAGAGCUUGAAGAGCAUAUUUCUUUAGCUUUAGACAUCGUUGCACGUUCUCGCGAACGGUGGCCAGGAACUCAAGCAACAUCAGAACUUUACAUGACUCUCACCAAGGCAUGUCUCAAAAGUUAUGAACUUGGCGAUAAUUCGCUUUCAUCCUUUUCUGCCACUUCCCCAUCGCUGACCGACGCAAACUCGCCGUCUGCAUCCGAACACUCCAGCGCAACAUCAACCUCAAUUCCUCACUCGCAACACAAUGCGCAGCAUAACAAUCCGUAUCAAUCCCCCCGCAAUUCGGAUACGUCUUCAACCAAAUGCCAGAGCAAAUGCCUCCAUAUGACUACAGCCAUCCCUUACCUCCACUGCAACCGUCCUUUCGGUCCAACUCAAUCUUUCUACUUUCCACCAGAAUUUACACAACCACAGCAACCGCAAUCUUAUCCUAUGCCUUGGGGUCCUGUCUCAAACACACAGCAGCAUCAAAUACCACCUCAAGCGCCACUACCACCAAUGCAGCAUUCGUUAGUAACUAACAUGCCUUAUUUUUCGCAACCUGAAUACUACAACUUUCCGCCUCAUUUGUUCUCGCAAGACAACUUCGAAGCAGGACUGAGAUCAGGUAGUCUGAGUCAAGAACAACAAACAGAAUUGAUGCACAGCUUAGAGACCGAAGGGUUGAUGGAGAUUAACAACUUUAUGAAUCACGUCCCACCGUAUGAGCACCCUAUCAAAUAUGAACAAUAA
Botrytis fragariae is the source of this 2319-nucleotide messenger RNA. RefSeq names its product putative fungal specific transcription factor domain-containing protein. The record is from RefSeq and is a predicted model, not a curated record. Gene Ontology annotation, molecular function: zinc ion binding; DNA-binding transcription factor activity, RNA polymerase II-specific; sequence-specific DNA binding. Lineage: Eukaryota; Fungi; Ascomycota; Leotiomycetes; Helotiales; Sclerotiniaceae. The transcript has 6 exons. Bases 1 to 2319 code for a protein of 772 amino acids. Gene Ontology annotation, biological process: positive regulation of transcription by RNA polymerase II; DNA-templated transcription.